CAGUAGAGAGUUCCCAUUUUCCCAUCCUUUCUGGAAACCUUUGGAUUUCGGCAGAGAAAGAGAAAUUUCUUUGUUUUUUUUUUGUUUUAUUCAAUGUGUUUUUUGGAGUGUUUGAUGGUGAUUGGUGGUAAUGGUGGUGGUGUUUGAAUGGUGGAGAGUGAGAGGCAAUGGUGAGUGGUUUUGCUCAUCUUCUUUCUUUCCAACUUGUUUAUUGGACUUAGUGGACCAUUUUGUUUGAAAAAAAACUCUCUUUUUCUUUGAAUUCGGGUGCCCAUUAUGUGUCCAUGUGAAAAAGUUGCUUUCUUGCUGUGCUUAGUGGGACAUUUGGUGUGGGAACACAAAUCUGAUUGUUUUUGCUUCAUAUCUGAUAUUGGAUUGCUGUUUCUUGGAGACAUUAGUUUGACUGUCUAGUCUUUGAUGGUUGUUUUGCAUAGGAAUCAAUAAAUUAGUGAUAAGAUGAGGUAUUUGUUCCAAUUCUGUAGUUGAAUUACAGUUUGCUAGUCUGAGCUUUAGAAAAAAGUGAUUGCUGAUGAGGUGUUUGUGAAAAGGACUCAGAGAGAUUCAUUCUUCAUUAUGGUCUCUAAAUUGCUUGUUUUGUUUGUUCAAUGAAAUUGCUUGAAUAGUUUGAGAUCCAAUUGGAGGAUUCUUGAAUCUUGUUAUCUUGAGAAACAAGAGAACUGAGGAUUUGCAAAGCUUUUCUCCAUGGCUUUUUCUUUGCUUCGAGUUGUUUCGUCUAUCGAAAUCUCUGCUGGCCUUGGCUUUGCAGACUCAGAUAGUUCAAGUUUGGUGGCAAACACUGCUGGUGAAGUAGUGAUGUCUUCGGAGCAGAAGGUGUAUGAUGUUGUUCUUAAGCAGGCAGCAUUGGUGAAGGAUCAGAAGAGGUCCGAGAUAGUUGUCGAUGUGAAACCGGACAUGGUUAUUCCUGGCACCAUGUAUUUGUUGAAGGAAGCCUAUGAUCGGUGUGGAGAAGUUUGUGCUGAGUAUGCAAAGACUUUCUACUUGGGAACAUUGUUGAUGACACCAGAGCGACGGAGGGCCAUAUGGGCGAUUUAUGUUUGGUGCAGAAGGACAGAUGAACUUGUGGACGGACAUAAUGCCUCGCAUAUAACACCGACAGCUCUGGACAGAUGGGAGUUGAGGCUCGAGGAUCUCUUUGCAGCUCGGCCAUAUGAUAUGCUUGAUGCAGCUCUAUCAGAUACAGUUUCAAGGUUUCCUGUUGACAUUCAGCCGUUCAAAGACAUGAUUGAAGGAAUGCGGAUGGAUCUCAAGAAGUCAAGAUACGAGAACUUCGAUGAACUUUAUCUAUACUGUUACUAUGUAGCUGGAACUGUUGGAUUAAUGAGUGUGCCAGUUAUGGGCAUUGCACCGGAGUCAAAGGCAACAACGGAGAGUGUCUACAAUGCGGCUUUGGCUCUUGGAAUUGCAAACCAGCUUACGAACAUACUUAGGGAUGUCGGAGAAGAUGCGAGAAGAGGAAGGAUUUAUUUGCCACAGGACGAGCUUGCAGAAGCGGGCCUCUCGGACGAGGACAUUUUUAAUGGGAAAGUAACUGACAAAUGGCGAAAUUUCAUGAAGAUUCAAAUUAAGCGGGCUAGAAUGUUCUUCAAGCAAGCAGAGCAGGGCGUGACAGAGCUCAGUCAAGCCAGUAGGUGGCCGGUAUGGGCUUCUCUGUUGUUGUAUCGCCAAAUCCUUGAUGAGAUUGAAGCAAAUGAUUACAACAACUUCACAAAGAGGGCAUAUGUGAGCAAGGCUAAGAAACUAUUAUCACUGCCAAUGGCAUAUGGAAAAUCACUUAUCUCUCCAUUGUCUCAUACGCAAUCGAGCCUCCUCAGAGUAUGA
This is a messenger RNA of Dioscorea cayenensis subsp. rotundata (Guinea yam), 1839 nucleotides long. Its product is annotated as phytoene synthase 2, chloroplastic-like. Gene Ontology annotation, biological process: carotenoid biosynthetic process. The transcript has 7 exons. Gene Ontology annotation, molecular function: geranylgeranyl diphosphate synthase activity. Bases 703 to 1839 code for a protein of 378 amino acids. The record is from RefSeq and is a predicted model, not a curated record. NCBI's taxonomy places the organism in Eukaryota, Viridiplantae, Streptophyta, Magnoliopsida, Dioscoreales, Dioscoreaceae.